This is a messenger RNA of Olea europaea var. sylvestris, 1122 nucleotides long. Its product is annotated as kynurenine formamidase-like. Gene Ontology annotation, molecular function: arylformamidase activity. Bases 259 to 951 code for a protein of 230 amino acids. The record is from RefSeq and is a predicted model, not a curated record. Lineage: Eukaryota; Viridiplantae; Streptophyta; Magnoliopsida; Lamiales; Oleaceae. The transcript is spliced from 8 exons.
AGAAAAAAAGAAGAAUUAAUUUUCCACUCUCUCUCCUCUUCUCUUUCCCGGGAAAAUAAACGGCAUAGCAUCUUUCCCGCCGGAGGGGUGUGUGUACCACGAGUAUUAAAGCUCCGGCUUUGCCGGAAUAGACCUCAUCCUCCCCUUUUCCUUUUUUACUUCCAUUUUCCAUCCUGUUUUCCCCCAUUCUCCAAUUCCUCAUUUUCCCCAGUGUCCUUUCCUUUCCUUUCAUUUGCAAUUUUCGUUGACCCCAGGAAAAUGAGGAUAUAUUCUUGCUCCUUCGCCGCCGUGAUGUGGCUUAUGUUUCUGGAGUUCUCCGACGUUUUAGUUAACGCCGAGUUCAUUGACAUCUCUCACCAGUACGUUCCUGGCUUGCCCAAAUAUGAUUCGCCUUCAGGUCUGGGAGAGUUCAUGAGGAUUAGCACUGUUAUUGGUGUAAUGGGCUAUGAGUUCAACACCCACACAUUUAAUCUGAGUACGGAUUGCGGGACUCACGUCAAAGCCUUCACCGAUGUCGAAUCCUUAGAUCUCACCAUUCUCAACGGUCCAGUGUUGGUGGUGGAAGUUCCAAAGGACAAGAACAUAACUGCUGAAGUUAUGCAGAGUUUAAACAUUUCCAAAGGAGUAAAGCGUGUACUUUUCAGGACACUGAAUACUGAAAGGUAUCUUAUGUAUCAAGAAGAAUUCGACUCGAGCUACACUGGUUUCCAGAAAGAUGGGGCAGAGUGGUUGGUGAAAAACACUGACAUCAAACUUAUUGGACUUGAUUACUUGUCCAUUGCUGUAAAACCCGAUAAGGCUGAUGUGUAUCAGGUGUUGGGCAAGGAUGUAAUUCCCGUGGAAGGCUUAAAGCUCGAUAACGUUAAAUCCGGAGAAUAUUUCCUUCAUUGUUUACCUCUACGGAUGUCUGAGGCUAAUGCAGCACCAACAAGAUGCACCCUUGUCCAGUGAUCUUCUCCCUGGACAGGAUUGGUUACCUGUAUAUUUUAUGAAAUUUUAGAUCCAGGAUUUUGCUGUAAGCCAUGUCCUAUCAGUUCAUAUUUUAUUUGGUUGUAAAUUGUAAUCAGAAACGAUGUAAGGAAUCCUGCUUUGACUGUAAAAUCAGUACCAUUUUAUCUCGUA